This is a messenger RNA of Cladocopium goreaui, 6237 nucleotides long. Lineage: Eukaryota; Dinophyceae; Suessiales; Symbiodiniaceae. The record is from the annotation of a GenBank genome assembly.
GCCAUGGCCACUGCACCGCUGUUGCAGAAUGAUAAGCUGCCGCCUGCUACGGCUGGUGCGGCUGUUGCUCUGGAGCUGGGGGUGCUCCAUGAGGGCUUCAGCCCAGAUAGCCGUCUCUCCAAAGGCGACCAACGUGUGAGCAUGGCCCCGGAUGUGGCUGAGCAGUUGAUCAAAGAUGGCUAUGGAAUCAUCGUGGAGAAGGGUGCGGGCGUUCCGAGCUCGGUGAAUUUUUUAGGUGCAGACAGUCCGGCAUAUGAACCUAGCGUUGCUGACAGUGGUCAACUUUCUUUUGAGAUGCUUGAUCAUGUUCAACAAGGGCUUCCUUUUCGAGUCUUAGACCUGUUGGAAACACCUACUUCCUUCAGAAGGGAGAUUGGACGUGACGUGCAUGGAGCUCAGAGAGAUGAAUCGCAAGCUUGUGAAGUUGACCCUGUUGAGCAUGCAUCUCCUUUGUUUGGUGGGACCUCCUUGCCGGACUUCAGUGACCAUUUUGGCAUAGAAGGCGUAGCAGGUGAAACCGAGACUGUCACACAGGAAGACGUUUUUGAUCCUGCGGCUGAAUUUCAGCAAUUUGCAGUGCAUGCGCAGCAUGAGCCUUUGGUGGAUGCACAGGCUUGGCAAGAGAUAGUGGCUACUGGUUUUUCUCAACAUAGGAAGCCUGAUGAGAUGUUGCGUUAUCCGUGGGAGAUGGAUGCACUUGCAGACAUUUUCAAUUUCAGUCAAGACCCAUUGCCAUUGUGUCCUGGAUUAGCAGAGCAAGCUUUGGAGACCAGUGCAGGAGCCUCAGGAUCCAUGCAGACGCAACUGGAAAGAUUUCUUUUGCCGGAUGAUGCAAAAUAUGUUCAUGCUGUUAAGAGCUUGCAAGACUUACAGUACUUUGAAGAGAAGAACCAAAAGACAGAUCUAGCGUGUGCACAGUGGUUGAACAUCCUGGCAAUUGACUGGAGUGCUUCUGGAAUUGGACCCCAGUUGGCCGCGUCCUUACAGAGAGACAGCAGUGGCGAUGAUGCAAUCAUGAUUUUGAAAGCCUGCUUUGGAGUGAAGAGCCCAUCGACAUUGCUUAAGCGGUCAAGCGCCAUUCGAAAAUUUUUGACAUGGUUUGACAGCAGUCCAAUUUGUGGGCAACUGGGAGCCAGAGCUUUUCCUCUGGUAGAAGAGGUGGUUUGGCAAUACUUUUUGUGGUUGAAAGAUCAAAGGAUGACUUCCCGCAAGGGGUUUACAGUGCCAUCAGCCUUUUUGGAGGCGAUUCGGUUCUGCAAGUUCACCUUGGAUCUUUUAGGUACAGAUUCAAUCCUCUGCUCUCGGAGGUUGCUUGGCUUUGCUGCACUGGAGAAGAUGGCCAAGGGCCCAACACGUCAGGCCCCAGGUCUUGAAGUUAGUCACAUCAAGCGCCUUCAUGAAGUCUUGUCCAAUGCUGGUAACCUCAUUGACAGAUUGGGUGCUGGAUGCUUCCUUAUUUGUGUUUAUGGUCGAGCACGGUGGAGUGACUUGCGGUUUGUUGAGCAUGUGGAGAUCGAGCAAGGAGAGAACAUGACCAUCUUCACAACAGAACACAAGACUGCAAGUGUUGGUUUGAGGCGUGAGCAGUAUUUGCCCAUUGUGGUGCCAUGGCAGGGUAUCAGCACAGAUGACUGGCUGGAGACGUUCCUGGAUGUCUAUCAGGAGGCUGGUCUGAACCUCAAGAAGCGGCCUUUGGGACCUUUUCUGCCUGCACCAAAACUGGGUGGAAGUUUCUGUGCAAGACCUUUGACAACAGCAGAAGCAGCUGACUGGUUAAGGGCGCUUUUGCAAGGACUGGACAAGGAGACCAGGGCUGUGCUUGGACAUCAUUGCAGUGCUUUGAGUGGUUCUGAAGUGGUAUACAGCAGGCAUUUGCAGGUGAGAGCCCUGCGCAAGCUUGGGUUGGUCUUGCGCCGAGUCCGGUUGGGAUUAGGCUUUGAGGAUGAAGCGAUGAAAGAGCUGGGCGUAGUUUCAACGCCUGCCCCCAGAACACCGGCUGUUGCAGCACGUACGCCAGUGCCACCUGCUACUGAGCAGGUUCUUCCUGCUGCUGAGGGGCCUCAGUCCAGCGUCAGUGCAGCGGUCAGCCAGGCCAUUGCCGUUGCUGUGGAAGCUGAGGAGCUGCGAAGUGUCAAGGAGGAACAGCUUGACAUGGACAGUUUGGAAAGGGCCGCAGACAACCUCACCUUGUACCCAGCAGAAGUGGUAGCAGGUGGAUUGAUUGAGAUCGAGAGCUCUUCUGGUAGCGACAGUGAUUCAUCAGAAAGCAGCACGACUUCCAGCUCCUCAGCACAAGAUGUUGCUAAAGGCCAGCAUCCAUACACUGAGGUUGUUCCUGCAGGCCAUGAGUUUUACAGGCAUGCCAAGAGUGGCAUAGUGCACAAGUGCGUUGAAGGAAGUGAGACAGCGGAGCUCGGACCAGUGAUGCUCAAGACUAGCAUGGUGCCAAAGGGCAAGACAUUUGCCCAAAGGGGCCUUUCACUUGCAGCAAUGAGUUCUUUGAUUGAUAGCACUGCACAGUACGAAAGUCAGCUGCGAGAGACAGGGAUUGAUCUUGCCCUGAUCGAUGGAUUAAAGCGCCACGGAGUCAGGACCUUGUCACAACUAGCAUUUGCAGUUGGGCAACCAGGGCAAGUGAUACUUGACCAGGCAGUUGAACAAUUGGUGCAAAAUUCCGUGGGCAAGGCUGCAACGUUGACAGAAGUGGCUUCAUUGAAGAGGGUAGCGUUUGAGGCGCAAACCUUCUUGACAGCAACAUUGAGGCAGGCUGUUGACCGUUCAGAAGACAGCCUGCCCAGGAAGAUCCCCUUCGCAGAGCGUCAAGCUCGCAUGGAAACUCUGAAAGCGGGCUUAAGUGGUUUGAGCCUGACAGGUGAGUUGGAACCAGCUCACUCGUUGCUUGACAGGGUGUGCGCCAUGCAUGAGGCAAACGCCAUCAAGUAUCUGGACCUUGCUACUUGCAUACCUCGGUCCUUGGAGAUACAGGGGACCACCAAGAGCAAAGAGUUGACCUUGGAACGUGGCUCAUUGGUUUGGAAAAGCCAGGAGGACAAAGUCACCAGUGCAACUGAUUCAGAGAUCAAAGUUCACUAUGCUUUGGUGCGUAGAGGAGUGGCCUUUCAGUUUGGCAGGAUCAUGUCGUUCGAUCAACAUAGCCAAUGGGAAACUUUUCUGUUUGAGGCGCUCCACAGAGAAGCUCCACCGGGGUACAGUCGCCCCUCUCUUGCACAACUCCUGCAAUGCGACAAAGCGGCCUUCUCACGCCUGGCUACAACAGUUGGUUCAAUCCGCAUGAAUGAUGCAGGAGAAUACCCCUUGGGGGAUGCUCUUUUGAAGUUGCGUGGUGACCCAUUGAUUGCAUUGUACUUGAUGCCUUCAGCUGGGCCUAAGACAGGGCCUGCUCAAGCUUCUCCCUCGAACCCGAGGUCCAAUCUUCAGCCUGAAGGUUUAGAUGGACUGUCAGAUGCAGAUAUGCAAAGGGUUGAGAUUGCCAACGACCUUUUUGAGUAUUCUUGUUUUCUUUUUGAGAGGGCUUGCUCCUUAGGAGUCAUAGCGACGAUGGAGAAUCCAAGAAACAGCUACUUUUGGAUCACGAAGUGGGUCCUUGCAUUGAUGGCUGCUGUAGAAUUUUUUUGCGGUGACUUCCAGGUUUGCAUGUUGGGUGGAGCAAGAGACAAGUGGACGCGUAUCAUUGGCAAUUUUCCUGCAGUUGUAAGUUUAAACAUCAAGUGCGACCACUCCCAUACGCACGAACCCUGGGGCUUUGCUAGAGAUGAUGAUGGCAGGCAAGUGUGGGCAACAUCACUGGAAUCAAGAUAUCCAAGGAAAAUGUGCAUAGCAUUGGUUCAAUUGGUUUUGCAGUUUGCUGCAAGUUUGGGCGUGCAACAGAUGCCAGCAUCGAUUUUGGAUGCGUCAGACCCUUUGCAAGAAGCACAACGUGCGCAGAUGUCCUCAGGUUUACAGCCCAAGCCAUCCAAAGUUCCUCCCAUGGUAUCAGAAUCAAACUCGGUAGCUGUCUUCUUGGUGCGUCAGCUGACUGACAUCCCUUGCUCCCUCAUGUCAAAGUUGCCACGAGAUGUCAUCCUCCAUACAAAGGAGGGAGUUCCUGUCGAAGUGCCAAAACACAGCAGGUUUUUACGGUUUUCUGCGAUUGAUGCCCCUGUGCAAAGGGGUGAACAUGAGGAGCACAAUCAAAAGAGGCGGCGUCAACGGAAAGCUGCGGCAGACGUUCCGGAAGGUGGCUUUAAUUUUGAGGUGGCUUUUGGAAUUCCCUGGACGCCUGAAGCCUUUAUUUCACAGGCUUGCAAAGUCGGGCACCCUGCAACUAGAGAUUCUGGAGUGCCGUGGGAGCUCAGGAGUGCAGUUGCAAAGCACAUGGAAUGGAGUGAUGAACAGAUGAUUUCAUAUCGUGUUUUCUGGUGUCGAAAGUGGAUCACUCGAGCGUCGGAGCUUGAGAGUGCUGAGAGGUUGGAUGCGGCUUCAAGAGAUCCUAUAGUUGCUGGGCUUACGCAGAACAAACGCCUGAUGCUUACUGGAGAAAUGCUCAAAGAUAUUGGCUAUGAGGAUACGCAGGCUCUCGAGCUUCUGGCCAGAGGGGCCACACUCGCUGGUGAGAUUGAGACAUCACCCGCUUUUGAGCGCCAAUACAAGCCAUGCCUUGCAACUUUGGAUCAGCUGCGACAGAAUGCGCCCAAGCUCAACAAGGUCAUUCUUAGUAUGACCCAAAGUUCUGGCUCAUCGGAAGUGGAUAAACAGCUGUUGGAUGAGACGAAGCUGGAAGUGCAAAAGGGUUGGGCCGUAGGGCCGUUUGACCUUGAAGAGUUGGAGGAAGGUGCAGUGAUCUCCAGGCGCUUUCCCCUGAGCCAGGGGUCCAAGACGCGUAUGAUUGAUGAUUAUAGCAUAAGCGGGAUCAAUGACAGCUGCACAGUUAACAACAAGUUGGACCUCCACAUGGUUGAUACUUUUUGCGCAGUUGUCAAACACUACUUCAAGGAAUGCAGUGCCUCUGGAUCCAACAUGGAGUUGCUAGCGAAAACGUUUGACCUCAAGAGCGCCUAUCGCCAGGUCCCCAUAAGACCUGACCACUACUGUUUUUCUUACUUUAGUGUGUACAAUUGCGAGACAGAGCGAGCAGAGAUAUAUCAGUUGAGGACAAUGCCUUUUGGUGCAACACAUAGCGUGUAUUGCUUUCUGCGCCUGUCGCGCGCCCUCUUCUCAUUGGCAGUCAGGGGAUUGCAUUUGCUUACAACCAACUUCUACGAUGACUUUAUUUUGGCCUCUCGACCUGGCCUGAGUUUUUCUGCAGAGGCGAGCAUGGAACUUUUGUUCCGUCUCACUGGUUGGGACUUUGCGCAGGAGGGAAAGAAAGCAACUUCUUUCUCCAAGGUGUGUAAGGCUCUUGGAGUAAAAUUCGAUUUCAGUCGGUCUGAAUCCGGCCUUCUUUCUGUUUGCAAUACUGAUGAGAGGAAGCUUGAACUGAUACAGCAUAUUUCACGUGUGGUGGAAACUGGUGUUUUGGAAAAGCAGGAAGCCUUGGUGCUGCGAGGCCGCCUGGGUUUCGCUGACUCUUGCGUGCAUGGGAGGCUUGGCAAAUUGGUCCUCAAGCGACUUAUUGACCAUGCGUAUGGUCGCACGAAGUUCAUGGACGAUGAUUUGAAAGCGGCCCUGCGGGCUAUGGCCAAGCGUUUGGAACACUCCAAGCCACGUUCAAUUUCUGCAAAAUUGGGCAAACAAUUUUACAUGUAUACUGAUGCGUGCUAUGAGACAGACGAACUGUCUGGAGGCCUUGGUGGCGUGCUUGUGGAUGACAGUGGAAAUAUUUUGCAGUGGUUUGGGUUCUCCUUAAGCAAGGAGAUUUGCGUGCGUUUUGGGUCCAUGGAGAAAGGGACCAUCAUUUACGAACUGGAGCUUCUUGCGGCUGUGUUGGCAACAGCUUUGUGGUGCGAAGGGCAGGACGAGAAUUUCUUCGUCCACUUUGGUGACAAUGAUGGUGUGAGAUUUUCCCUUAUUAGGGCAACUUCUAACUGCUCUGCUGGACAGUGCCUCAUGAGGUAUCAGUUGGAAAUGGAAUCCAGGUGUUGUUUGCAGACCUGGUAUGCGCGAGUUCCCACAGAAGCAAACAUAAGUGAUGGACCUUCAAGACUUCAACGACAUCACUUACUUACUGAUGACCGUGAUGUUACAACAAAAGCAGUCGAUGCUCUUCAGGAUAUCCUUCAAACUUUGUGCAAUGGGUAG